ACNCCAAAAGAGGAAGCUAAAUCUCCGGACAAGGCCAAGACGCCCGUCAAGGAGAAGGUGAAAUCUCCGGAGAAGGCCAAGACGCCCAUCAAGGAGAAGCCGAAAUCUCCAGAAAAGGACACGGCACCCCAAAAGGGACCAGCUAAGCCGGCAACAAAGGCGCCCGAGAAAGAAGUGGAAGUACCCGCCCAGCCGUUGGCGGAGAAGAAAGCAAGCAAGAAAGAGGAGGAGACGGCCAAGCCAGAGACCCCAACCAAGGAAAAGACCGAAGACCAAGGGGACAAGAAGCAAAGCCCCAAGGCCAAGUCACCUACCCUUGAUGGGAAAAAGACACCUGCUGCUCCCAAGGCUGAAGACAGCAAGGGGGUGGAGGAGGCCACCAAGCCACCAUCCAAACCAGAAACGGGGAAAGAGGUGGAGAAAGGAACCAAGGAUCCCGGGCCCAAAUCUCCCGCCGAGGAAGCCAAAGCCAAGAGCCCAAGCCCAACGGCGAAGAAGGAAGCCGAGAAGGUCAAGGCCGAAGAGAAGAAGGAAGAACCCAAGAAGGAGAAAGCUGAGAAGGAAGAGGAGAAGCCCAAAGAAGACGCCAAGAAGACCUUGAGCCCCAAAGAGCCCCCCGCGGGUCUCAAAGACACCCCAAAGCCAACCAAGACGGAGAAAGCCGAGAAGUCCUCCGGGAUGGACCCCAAAGACAGCAAACCGGCUGAAGAGAAGGCCAAGAAAUCAACAGUUUUGAUUCCCCACUCUCUCUCUCUUUUUGGAAACAGGAAGCUGCUGGAAGGAGAGGAAUGCCACUUCGGCGGCGGGAUGGGGUUUUUCUCCUUCCCCGAAAUCGCCCCCAAGGGCCCGAGCAUCCCCGUUCACCUCAAAGUCAAGAGCGAGGAGAAAAUUAAAGUGGUGGAGAGAUCGGAAAAGGAGACGGUCAUUGUGGAAGAAGUGGUGGAGAAGGAAGAGGAAGCAGAAGAGGAGGAAGAGGAGGAGGAAGCAAAAGAGGAAAAAGAAGAGGAGGAGGAAGAGGAGGAAGAAGAAGCAGAAGAGGAAAAAGAAGGAGAAGAGGAAAGCCAGGAGGGAAAGGAAGACGGUGAAGGAGAAGAAAGAGAAGAAGCUGGAACAGGGAAAGGAUCUCCACCUACAGAGAAGACCCCGUCAUCGGAAAAGGAGCCCACCUUGAAGGAAGAGGAAGCCAAAUCUCCUGAGGAGGUUAAAUCUCCCGCAAAGGAUGAAGCCAAGUCCCCAGCCAAAGUCGGGUCUCCAACCAAGGAAGAAAGUCAACCUCCGGCCAAGGUGGUGUCCCCAACCAAAGAAUUUUUGAAGAUCCCGGGAGUGAAGCCAGUGGAGGAGGCAACUUCCCCCAUCAAAGAAGAGAGCAAAUCUCCAGCAAAACCUGCCUCUCCUGCCAAGGAUGAAAGCCAGACUCCAGAAAAGCUGAAAUCUCCAAUGAAGGAGGCAGAAAGACCUCCAGCGGUGAAGGCCCCGGAGAAGGUGGCUUCCCCAACCAAGGAAGACCUCAAAUCUCCAGCGAAGGAGGCCGAGAAACCUCCUGUGGUGAAGGUCCCGGAGAAGGUGGCUUCCCCAACCAAGGAAGACCUCAAAUCUCCAGAAAAACCAAAAUCUCCAGCAAAGGAGGCCGAGAAACCUCCAGCGGUGAAGGUCCCGGAGAAGGUGGCUUCCCCAACCAAAGAGGACCUCAAGGCACCAGAAAAACCAAAAUCUCCAGCAAAGGAGGCAGAGAAACCUCCAGCGGUGAAGGUCCCUGAGAAGGUGACUUCCCCGACGAAAGAAGACCUCAAGCCUCCAGCAAAGGAGGCCGAGAAACCUCCAGCGGUGAAGGUCCCGGAGAAGGUUACUUCCCCGACGAAAGAAGACCUCAAACCUCCAGCGAAGGAGGCCGAGAAACCUCCAGCGGUGAAGGUCCCGGAGAAGGUCGCUUCCCCGACGAAAGAAGACCUCAAGCCUCCAGCGAAGGAGGCCGAGAAACCUCCAGCGGUGAAGGUCCCGGAGAAGGUCGCUUCCCCGACGAAAGAAGACCUCAAGCCUCCAGCGAAGGAGGCCGAGAAACCUCCAGCGGUGAAGGUCCCGGAG
Molecule: messenger RNA, 2082 nt
Organism: Thamnophis sirtalis
Lineage: Eukaryota; Metazoa; Chordata; Lepidosauria; Squamata; Natricidae
Source: RefSeq, a predicted model, not a curated record